Molecule: messenger RNA, 678 nt
Organism: Copidosoma floridanum
Lineage: Eukaryota; Metazoa; Arthropoda; Insecta; Hymenoptera; Encyrtidae
Product: speedy protein A-like
Biological process (GO): positive regulation of cyclin-dependent protein serine/threonine kinase activity
Molecular function (GO): protein kinase binding
Source: RefSeq, a predicted model, not a curated record
UUUAUAUUCAUUUUGAUGCCCACAGAGCCGCGCUCCUUGAGCGUGCGGGAAAUGGAAUUGAUAAAAAAAAAGGAUUUCAUGAUGUCGCCGUACAAGUCGGAAAGGGACAAGGUCAUUAAAAUCCACCGAUGGAACGUAAGGGUAUUUUUCAAACUGUUGGACACUUUGGAAACGUUUUUCACAAAAGACAAAUGCUGCCGACUGGCCGACAAUUACUUGGUAGCCAUGGUUUUCACUUACUUUUUACGAGGCUCGCUCGAAGCGGACGAGUACACAAGGGACAACUUUUUCGCGGCACUGUUGCUCGCCUACAACAUGGAAGAGGACGAGGGCGAGUUCUUGAUGUUGGAGCUGGAAGAAUGGCUCGAGUGCUCGAUUCCAGAUUUGAAACGGUUGCGCUCGGAGCUUUUCCAGCGUAUCGAGUAUCGCGGCGCGGUAUCGCGCUUCUGCUGCGAAAUUGUCAUGAGACACGCCAAGCCCGAGCACAAGGUCUGGCAGAGGUGCCGGCACGUUUAUCAUUCGGGUGUUGUUAACGUCAAAUCUUUUUUUAUUGGACAGUUUAAGGAGGAGGACAUUUGUGGCAUUUGCGAAGGAAAAAACGAUUGUGAAAAUUCAUAUUACGAGAGAGGAAAAGAAGAGGAAAUAGAAACAGAAGAGGAAGAAAAAGAGAGUACAUAA